This is a messenger RNA of Miscanthus lutarioriparius, 633 nucleotides long. The record is from the annotation of a GenBank genome assembly. NCBI's taxonomy places the organism in Eukaryota, Viridiplantae, Streptophyta, Magnoliopsida, Poales, Poaceae.
AUGGCCGACUCCGGCGCCCUCGUCGUCACGGAGGCGCGGCAGCAGCAGCCGCUGAGCCAGAUCGCGGAGAGCGGGACGCACCGGCUGCUGCUCAAGCAGUGGGUCAAGGAGGAGGACCUGCUGGCGCGCCGCGUCGCGCUGCGGGAGGCCCGCCUCGACGGCUCCCGCAAGGAGAUCGCCUUCCUCUACUGCGCCUUCUUCGCCUUCCACGCCGCCUCCGUCCUGCUCCUCUUCCUCUCCUCAUCCGCUUCCUCCGGCUCCGCCUCCGCCUCGACGGCGGCGUGCAGGCGGUCCUGGAUCCCAUGCCUCGUCUCGCUGCUCUCCUCGCUCUCCAUGCUCUGGGCGCUGCGGUACAAGUCCGACACGGAGGCCGUCCUGGAGCGCCUGCUCGCGCGGGAGCGCGAGGACGCGCUGCUCCUCGCCAGGUGCGUCUCCGAGCUCAAGCGCAAGGGCGUCCACUUCGACCUGCUCAAGGAGGUGGACGCGCUGCGCAGGGCCAAGAGCCUCCGCGUCGAGGCCAAGGGCGGCGCCGACAGGCCCAGGAGGUGGCAGGCCAGGGACCUCGCCGUCGUCGCGCUCUUCGCCGCCGCCUGCGGGGUGCUCGUGCUCACCAGGUUCCUGAUCUGCAAUUAG